UCUCUCUCUCUCUCUCUACACGCACCACCUCGCGUUUUCUUAAAAGAAACGACAGCUUUGGUCCAUUUUACUGGUCCAUCUUACUGCUGCUGGGUCGUUUAUUUAUACAAUAAUUAAGUAAUUCCUCGGAGGAGCCGCGCGUUCAGGACGCCAGGUGCAGCGAUUUUACGCAAAACGGACCCAAAAUGGCAAAACCACCAUCACAUUUACGGAUUUAUUAUCUCUUUUUAUUGUAUUUGAUUUCAGACCAAGUGUUUGGCUCUAAUAUGUGCACCUCUCGGGGAGCUAGCACGUGUCAGCAGUGUUUGGCAGUGCACCAUUCCUGUGCCUGGUGCUUCCAAGAGGAUUUUGGGUUAAAUAGCCCAGGAGCAUCACGCUGUGACUUAAAGGAGAACCUGAUAGAAGCUGGAUGCGCAGCAGAAGAAAUGGAGUAUCCCAUCAGCCAGAUGACUGUUACUGAGGACAAACCUCUUAGUGACAAGGCCUCAGGGUCAACCACUGAUGUCACGCAGAUCCAACCACAGAAACUGCACAUCACGUUAAGACCUGAUGACUCACGGACAUUCACACUGCAGGUGAGACAGGUUGCAGAUUACCCUGUGGAUCUCUACUACCUAAUGGACUUGUCCUACUCCAUGAAUGAUGACUUGACUCAGCUGAGGAAGCUGGGAAAUGGACUGGCAGAAGAGAUGAGCAAAACCACCAGUAACCUACGAAUGGGAUUCGGUGCUUUCGUGGACAAACCCGUAUCACCGUAUAUGUACAUCUCCCCACCAGAAGCUGUGAAGAACCCAUGUUACUCGAUCCCACACAAAUGCCAGCCGCAGUUUGGCUACAGACAUGUCCUCUCUCUGACGGAUGAAGUGAGCCGUUUCACAGAGGAAGUAAAGAAGCAGAAGGUAUCUCGUAACAGAGACGCCCCUGAAGGAGGCUUUGAUGCUAUCAUCCAGGCAGUUGUAUGCAAGGAGAAGAUCGGCUGGCGUCCGGGUGCUUCUCACCUGCUCGUGUUUACAACGGAUGCCAAGACUCACGUAGCGCUGGAUGGACGCUUGGCUGGCAUCGUGCAGCCUAACGACGGACAGUGUCACAUCGGCACGGAUAACUUAUACAACAUGUCCACUACGAUGGACUACCCAUCUCUGGCACUGAUCACAGAGAAAAUGUCAGAGAACAACAUCAAUCUAAUAUUUGCUGUGACCAGACCUGUACUGCCACUUUACAAGAAUUACAGUGAUCUGAUCCCCGGGACCGUAGUUGGGACUCUGUCUCAGGACUCACGUAACGUGAUCCAGUUGAUCCAAGAUGCCUAUGCUAAACUUCGAUCGAAGGUUGAGCUUGAGCUCCUGAACGUGCCGGAAGAAUUGAGCUUGUCUUUCAAUGCGACGUGUUUAAACGACGAGUUCAUCCCUGGACUCAAGUCUUGCUCUGGGCUCAAGAGAGGAGACCAGGUAUCUUUCAGUGUUGAGGUACGUGCCAGGGGCUGCCCAAAAGAGAAGACCAAAACUUUCACUAUCAAACCCGUAGGCUUCAAAGAUACACUCCAGAUCACCGUUGACUUCGAGUGUGAAUGUAAGUGCCAGGCACAUGGGGAGCCCGACAGCCCUCUGUGUCACCAAGGCAACGGCACCUACGAGUGCGGCAUGUGCCUGUGCCAUGCAGGACGACUGGGUCCGAGGUGUGAGUGUGCCGAGGGAGAUUACAGCCGAAGUGAGCAGGACAUGUGCACCGGCCCUAACAAAGUGAUCUGCAGCGGGCGCGGGGACUGUGUGUGCGGUCAGUGCGUGUGUCACAACAACGACUUUGGAAAGGUCUGGGGGAAAAAGUGCGACUGUGACGACUUCAGCUGCCUGCGUUAUAAAGGAGAGCUGUGCUCAGGUCAUGGCACAUGCUCGUGUGGUUUCUGCCAGUGUUACCCGGACUGGUCAGGGGAAAACUGUAACUGCUCCACACGCACAGAUACCUGCAUGUCCAGUCUGGGGUUGUUGUGUAGCGGCCGUGGUCAGUGUGUGUGUGGAAGCUGUGAGUGUACUCAGCCUGGGGCUUAUGGCUCCACCUGUGACAAGUGUCCCACCUGCCCGGACGCCUGCACUAUGAAAAAGGAUUGUGUUGAAUGUAAGCAUUUUCAGAGAGGGAGGCUCUUCGAGGACGAAAGCUGUGCCCGAAUUUGCAGAGACGAGAUUAGUCUGGUCGAAGAUCUGGUUUUGCAUGAUAAGAACGCUGUGAACUGUACCUACAAGGACGAGAACGAUUGUGUCCAGAGGUUUCAGUACUAUGAGGACAACAGCGGGAAGUCCAUUCUGUCUGUGGUAAAAGAGCCAGACUGCCCUAAAGGUCAUGACAUCCUGGUCGUCCUCCUCUUUGUUGCUGGAGCUAUACUAAUCCUGGGUCUUGUCUCGUUGCUCAUCUGGAAGCUGCUGGUGACGAUUCACGACCGGCGCGAGUUUGCCAAAUUCGAAGAAGAGCGAGCACGAGCUAAGUGGGAAACGGGCCAUAAUCCUCUCUACAAAGGUGCUACUUCGACGUUCAUGAACAUUACCUACCGAGGAAAGGAAUGAUCAUCACUGGGGCUACUGGAGAUCGUCUUGCUUAUUUUGUUUCCUUUGUUAUUUUCUUCCAGAUGCAGGACUGAUGUUGUCAUUUCUCUUGUACAUUGUACUCAUCCCGGAUGUACAUUUUCUUCUGUGUAAAGAGAUAGCUAAUAAUCAUGACACAUGACAUGUUUCUUCCUUAUUUCGCUUCCUGAUGAGUUGAACGAAAUUAGGGUUUAGUUCUGUGCUGUGUUUUAAGAUGUGAUAUUGUUGACCUGUUUUGUGCUUGUGUGAAGGAUUCCAUCGCUUAAAAUGUCAUGUCACACAAGCAGGAAGAGCUUUUUAAGCUUGUUAAAUGUUAUGUAAAUAAAUAAAGGUUAAAUAUGGAAUAAAAAUGCGUUGAUUAAUGAUGACGGGUUGAUUAUUUGUAAAGUGUUUUUAGACCUCUUAAGCCACAGCCGUGUUUAAAGUAAACCAGAUUAAAUAACGACCGACGUCAUACUUUUUGCUUUACAGCAGCUACAAAUAGCUGAUUUCUCCUUAACCUCAUUUUGUAGCCUCAUUCUGCGAAGUCCUCUGUCUAAAGCCCUAUUCGGACGGGAUUAGUUUUAUGUGGGGACGUGGUGGUAAAGUAAUUAUUACCAGAGCUUCUCAGUGAUUUUAGUCCCAUCCGAAUGUGCCAUCUCGGUAAUCAUUACGGUCAAUGUCAGUAAAGUUUACGGCGACUUUUACCUUCUGUAAAAAGGUCCGGAAAAAUUACCUCAGGUAACACUAAUCCCGUCCGAAUAGACCCGCUGUAAAUAUGUACGGUAAAAUUCCAUCAUUUCCUGUUUAAAAGUAGUUUUUGGCACGUUUUGCAAGCAUGGAGGUGCCAUGUUGUCUGUUUGCGCACGUGAUAACAGGAAGCAACGUCAUACACACAUGACGACAAGGAGGUUACUGUGGUGCGUAAAGCGAGUUACCCCUCCCACUUCUGCUAGUUUUACUGAGAUGUCUUGUCCUGUGCGAAUUGGCCAUUUAAUAUUACAGACCUCCUGAGGUAAAAUUGCAUUACUCCACGUCCCCACGUAAAACUAAUCCCGUCCGAAUAGGGCUUUACAGACCUUUUCUCUUGCUGGAUAAAUUUAGUCACAUCUUUACCUCUGCUUGUUUCAGAGCACUGACACUGGAGACUCCUUCCAUAAAUAAGCAUCUCAAUACCUUUGUUCUUCUUUGUUAAAUAAUAUCAUGUUUUUUUUGUAUUACAUCCAUUUAUUAUUAUGCUUUUAAUGUGGAGAUUAUGUGAAGCAUCCUGCACAGAAGUCCAUGUAAACGAGCUGUUGUCACUUUAGAAACAGUAAAAUAUCAGAAUUAGAGGCGGAACUUCGCAUGUGAAGCUUCAUGGAUUAUUAACUACGAUGUGGUCAUCGGAAAAAAAAAUACCUUACUUCUGUUUACAGAUUUUAUGUUAAAAUAUUGUAUGAAAAUAAAAGUAUGCAGCCUCUGUGUAUGUUUCAGUCCAAAA
Molecule: messenger RNA, 4032 nt
Organism: Tachysurus vachellii
Lineage: Eukaryota; Metazoa; Chordata; Actinopteri; Siluriformes; Bagridae
Gene: itgb3b
Product: integrin beta 3b
Exons: 15
Coding region: 186-2555 (789 amino acids)
Biological process (GO): cell adhesion mediated by integrin; cell migration; integrin-mediated signaling pathway
Cellular component (GO): integrin complex; cell surface; focal adhesion
Molecular function (GO): fibronectin binding; fibrinogen binding; integrin binding
Source: RefSeq, a predicted model, not a curated record